CUUUGAAUGAGUACGUCCUGCUGGUACAGCAGCGAGAGAUGAAAAACACGAAAGUCCUUCUCCUGGCCAUCCUGUGUCUCUCCCAAAACGCCACUUCCACUGAAAAUAAGGAACUGAAGCCUGAUAAAAGGUUUGUGGAUGGGGGGUGGAACGAGGUGGUGCGGAAGGGCUCGGCGGCGGCGACUCGCGUGGAGGCGCAGGGCGCCAUUCUAAGGGAGAAGGUGCAGCGGCUUCUGGGCAGCGGAGGGCCCGUGGACGUCGUCUUCCUGAUAGACGCCUCGUCCAGCGUCGGUCCAGACAACUUUGGUGGCGAACUCAGGCUGGUGCGCAAGGUGCUGGCCGGGUUGCAGGUGUCGGCGCACCGCACGAGGGUGGCCGUUGUCUCGUUUGCCGACGACGCCGUCACCCACGUCGACACGAUCGGCGAACCGCCGCCUGCCUUUGCUCGCAACUUCCGCCACAAGUGCUUCCUCCUUGAGAACGCACUACCCUCGGUCAGGUACAAGGGUGGUGCCACCUUCACCCUUGGAGCGCUCAACGAGGCGCAGCGCAUCUUACGGAGGUCUCGCGAGGGCACUUCGAGAGCGGUUUUCUUGUUGACCGACGGAUACUCGAACGGUGGAGACCCUCGAGGGGCGGCCCAGGUCAUCAGGGAGGAGUUGAGCGCUGAGAUUUUCACGUUUGGCGUUCGGAAUGGCAACACUCAGGAGCUGUUGGAGAUGGCUUCGUCGCCCAAUCACACCUUUGUCCUCUCCAGCUUUGAGCAGUUCGCCGCCCUCGCCAGACGUGCUUUCCACAGAGAUUUGAAAGCGGAGGACGCUUUUGAGGUGCAGGACGACCCGAGUUGCUCAGCCCUGUGUGAUGGGUCGUCCUGCUGUGACCAGAGCGCCGUCUGCACGUGCAACAUCGCCACCGGAAGGUCCACUUGUCUUUGUCCACCGGGACACUUCGGAUCUGGGCGUCCAGGAGAUUGUCACAGAUGUCCUUCCGGCACUUUUGGCGCGGAGGAAGUUUUGCAACCUGGGGGCGUGCUGGUGUCCCUUAGGUGCUCACCCUGUCCCGAUCCGAACCAGGAGACAGAAGAGGGCGCCACAAGUGUCCACGAGUGCAAGUGCAAAAACGGGUUCACUUCAACCACAGAUUCACUGCAGUGCCAAGUUUCUGAGUGUCCGGAGCUGCGGGCGCCCAAGUUUGGCAAGUUGGUGCGUUCGACGUGUCCGCGCGUGUUUAACGCUGCGUGCGGCGUGACGUGCGAGACGGGCCGGCAGCUGGUGGGUUCAAGCAUUCGGCUGUGCACGUCCAACGGCACGUGGUCGGGCGUCCCGGCCGCUUGUCGCAAGAAGAAGUGUCCAGAGUUGCGUGCGCCGUCCGAUGGCUGGAUCCGCUGCAACGGCCCUGCCGAGGUUGACGCCCGCUGCGAGCUCGGCUGCCGCGACACUUUCACCCUGCUCGGCUCCACCUUCAGAAACUGCCUUGCCAUUGGCAUGUGGGACGGACUGCCCACUACCUGCAGAGAGGUCAAGUGUCCAGCGAUCGAGUUGCCAAAGAGCGUGAGCAUCAGUCCUAGCAACUGCUCACAGGAGAAGCAGAAAAUUGGGCAGGUGUGCCGACUGUCGUGCACGCAGCCAGGGUACCAGCUGAGGGGCGCCUCCAAGAGGAAAUGUGGAGAGUUUGGGCGCUGGAGCGGCUCCAGAAUCAGAUGUGUCGACGUGGAGCCACCAAAAAUCGAUUGUCCAAAGGACAAGUUUGAGUUCCACACAGACCCUGACGCUGACUUCGCCACUGUCGCCCUUUCCCUGCCCGAGAUUGAAGACAACUCGAACGACAGGGUGCGGAUCCACAUAACGCCGACGGUGCACCUGCACAGCGGCCAAAUUCCUCUGGGCGUCACCAGCAUCGCCAUCCAGGCUACCGAUCUGGCCGGCAACUUUGCUACCUGCGCCUUCAACAUCUCCGUCAUUGACAAGCAGCCGCCGCGUGUGGAGAGCUGCGAAUCGCCUUCGCCGUUCCUGGUGCCCUCGCACAUCCACGCCGUUGACAUCACGUGGGUGGCUCCCUCCUUCACCGACAACUCAGGUCUCGAUCUCAAGGUUUUCGCGAGUCACGAAAGUGGGUCUUUGUUCACCCCAGGGGUGCACAACGUCAAUUACGUCGCCUAUGACAGCUCUGGUAAUAACGCCUCUUGCGACAUGACCAUCAUUGUCCAGAAGACAGAAUGCGAGGGUCCGUUGAACGGCGAUAAAGUGUGCAACGGCUCGGUGUGCACGCUGUCUUGCGACGAGGGCUACGACAUCGCCUUUUCCACCAACGACUUUUGUCAGAGCCUUACCAACGGCUCCUACCCGGACUGCACAAUAAUUGAUCUGCCAGACAGCAUUGAGCAAGACUUUGGCAUUGAUUCGGAGGAGGGCGAGUGUGAUGAAGAGCAAUCAAACGAUCUCAACGACCUUUUGGCGGGGGCGGUUCGAAUGGCGUGCGAUGACGAGUUUUACUGCCAUCUUGAGAAGGUGUCGAAGUGCACGGAUGCAGAGACGGACAUUAAGGACAUAGAGGAGCAAGAGUCCAACGCCAUCUCACUCAGGGUCCGCCGACAAACCACCAAGCCGACCAGAGUAAGCAAGGGCAGAAAGGGUUCUCAGGAGUUCACCAUUUCGGGAAAUCACUCGUACGAGUUCAGAAUUAAGAUCAUUGGAAAAGUAAAAGUGGCUUCGAAAGGUCUGAGGGCCGCCCUGGGGACGGUCAGGGCCGUGCUGACCUCGGGGUCAGUGACCACCAGUCAGCGACUGCCCGCUUUGGAGCUCAAGUUCUCUGAGGCUCGACUCGGCUGUCCAGCCGGAAGCGUCCUCCGCCUUAACGAUCUUUGCGUUCAAUGCCCUCGAGGGACUUUCCUUCCCGCUGGUCACAGAGAGUGCGUCGUUUGUCCCGCUGGGAAUUUCCAGCCGCGACCUGGACAGCAAAAGUGUGAGUCGUGUCCCCGAGGCACCAGCACCGCUCCCUCCAUCCUCCCAACCAAGAAGCAACACUGCAUUGACGUUUGUCCGGCGGGUUUGUGGUCAAGAAACGGGUUAGCGCCGUGCUCGAGGUGUCCCAUAGGCUCCUACCAGACGCAACCAGGUCAGCAGGGGUGCAUCCCGUGUCCUGAAGGAUAUUCCACCGCCCACAAAGGCGCCACCUCGCCGAACUCCUGCAAAGGCCUUUGUUCCGAAAACUGGAUUUCGCGGAACGGACUGGAGCCAUGCACCGCGUGUCCUGAGGGUUUCAAGCAAACGCUGCGAGGCCAACGAGUGUGCGAACACGAGUCGUGCGCCGGCAACGGCGGCCGCUGUCUCUUACCUCCUCUCUAUGCGACGCACCCUUGUGUACGGCAAAGGCCUUGUGGCCGAACGGCUGCCUGCGUGCCCGCCUCGACCACAGCCCACUCCUACCUCUGCAUCUGUCCCGACGGAUGGACAGGUGACUUUUGUGAGGAGUUAGACGAAGAUCCUUGCCUUAGCGAACCGUGCGCUAAUGGAGCCACGUGUUUGAGGUCAAGGGACAAGUUCAUCUGUCACUGCCCAUCCGGUUUCUCUGGAGACUUCUGUGAGGAGGAUGUGAACGAGUGCGAAUCAAAUCCCUGCGAGAACCUGGGCGCGUGCGUUGACCUGGCAGGGUCUUUCCGGUGCGAGUGCGUGCCAGGGUACGGCGGUGAAAGGUGUGAGCGCCUCGAGUCUGCUUGUCAGGCCCUGCAGCCGUGCCCUGCGGACGCCACCUGCCAGGAUGAAGGUCCUGACUUCAGGUGUCACUGCCCCAGAGGACGCGACGGCAACCGCUGCCUGCAGGUCGUCGAUCCUUGCGAGAAGCUGCUGUGCAAAAACGGCGGCACCUGUCUGCCCGAACCUACAACCGAAACGGGAGUGUCCCUGCGCGCCAGUUGUGCGUGCCGAGAGCCAUUCUUUGGCGAAACAUGUGAAAAGGGUCGCGGCGCUUGCAGAAACCUGCCAUGCAAAAACGGCGGCGUUUGUAGCCUUGUGCAUGCCACCCCUGGCUACAGAUGCGAAUGCCCCAAAAACUUCGCAGGAGACAAUUGCUCAGUCGCCCUAUUGGACGACGGCGUGCUGCAGUUUCAGAACGCGGGCAAUUUGCGCGACUACGUCUUGAAGGAGAACGCCAUCAACGUCUCCCUGACUGAGUUCACUCUGUGCUCGUGGUUGAGAACUAGAGACACGAUCAACUACGGGACGCCCCUUUCAUAUGCUACGCACGUCCAGGAUAACACCCUGGCGCUCACCGACUACUCAGGAUUUGUGGUUUACAUCAAUGGAGAGCGGGUGGUGACCGACGUGUCUGCAAACGACGGCAUGUGGCACUUGGUUUGUCUUCUUUGGAGUUCGCAGAACGGCUCGUGGUCCCUUUACAAGGACGGCGUCCAGGCUGAAGGCGGCCACGGUUUGGCAACCAGCACCUCCAUUCCAGGUGGAGGAACGUUGGUGCUGGGCCAGGAACAGGACACACCUGGGGGCAGUUUCAACUCGGAGCAGAGUUUCCUGGGACGCUUGGGGCCGACGGCUAUGUGGCCGACGCUGCUUUCUAAAGCGCAGUUGGCAGCAAUUUUCAACGACUGUAGCUCGACAAUAGGCGCCGCGACCGACUCGCAGUUGCGCGACUUCAGCGUCAAUGCACCUGCCCUUUGGUCCUGGCGAGAAACCCUGGCCGGAAUCAAAGGAAACCUUCAGUUGGAGCCUCCUGCGUUUUGUUCUGGCUGUCCCGAGCUGCCGACUUUGGCAAAUGGCCGCGUUUCGACCAACGGAAGCCACGCAAGCGUCGUCGCCACCUUCACCUGCGACCUGGGUUUCAGACUGAGCGGCGCUAGAUCAGCGGUUUGCACCAAACGGGGCACCUGGCAACUCAUUCAGGGCCAUGCACCCUCCUGCUUCAGGAUCAACUGCGGGACGCCGGAACCGCUGGAGAAUGGACUUGUGUUGGGUGACAGCUACGACUUCGGGGCCGUGCUGCUGUAUGAGUGUUUCCCAGGGUAUGAAAUGAUGGAGGGGGACGAGCGGCGCGAGUGUCAGGACACGGGAAGGUGGAGCGGACGACAGCCCUUCUGCACAGAGAUAAAAUGCAAGCUGCCUGUAGUGGUGCACGGCCGGCUGCACCACUUUGGCUCUUCUGAGGACUUGGGCGUCGACCAGAAGACUGCCCUGGCAGGAGAGCAGAUUGAAGUGGUGUGCGAGGGUGAACGCAGUUUGCAAGGCGAGGCUCUGCUGACGUGUCUGGAGUCGGGCGAGUGGGACUACAGGGCACCCACUUGUUUUUCGAUAUGCGACUCGUCGCCGGGGGAAAUCGCUAACUCAAAGCCGGUGCUGGUGCUGGGCGCCAAGGCCCGCUUCCAGUGCCUCCCUGGCUACACCAUCGUUGGCAACCCCCUAGUCGAGUGUAAGGGUGAGCGAUGGGGUGAGGCACCAGAGUGCCAGGCACAGGUGCGGUGGACCUGCGAAACGGCGCCGCUCAUAGAGAAUGGGCUGCUUGUGUCAUUGGUGGGCGGCAUCGCCACCUACGUCUGCGACGAAGGUUUCAAUAUGCUCCACCACGACUUCCUCAGGUGCGUUGGGGGUGAGUGGAGUCCGGAGGCGCCGCGGUGCCAGGCGGCAGGGUGCCCCCCGCUCGCACCCCUCGAAAAAGGGUCCGUCAGGGUCAAAGGGUACACAAAGGGCGGAGUCGCGGAGCACGCGUGCGACGCAGGGUUCCAACUUGUCGGGCCCAGGCUGCGCAAGUGCCUCGGACUCAAAUGGUCUGCCUUCCCUCCCUACUGCAAACCUAUCGUCACCUGAUCAGUUUUGUAAAAAUUUGUAGUUUGAUCAAUAAAUCAAAAA
Messenger RNA from Neocloeon triangulifer, 5852 nucleotides. RefSeq names its product sushi, von Willebrand factor type A, EGF and pentraxin domain-containing protein 1-like. The record is from RefSeq and is a predicted model, not a curated record. Bases 39 to 5810 code for a protein of 1923 amino acids. The transcript is spliced from 32 exons. Gene Ontology annotation, cellular component: plasma membrane; protein-containing complex. Gene Ontology annotation, biological process: establishment or maintenance of epithelial cell apical/basal polarity; heterophilic cell-cell adhesion. NCBI's taxonomy places the organism in Eukaryota, Metazoa, Arthropoda, Insecta, Ephemeroptera, Baetidae. Gene Ontology annotation, molecular function: calcium ion binding.